UCCGCGGGCCCCGCGCCCCAGGCCCAGCUCGCGCAGGUGAGGGGUGUCCGCGCAGGUCUGUCAUGUCCACCAUGAAAGGCUCACGGGCCACUAGUGGUACCCCUGAGGGCAGCCCGGAAGGUGUGGACCUGAGUCUGACUGGCCUCCCUCUGCCCAUGUCCCGGCGUCCUAGCAGUGCCUCUACAGCCAAGCCCGUCACCCGCUCCAUCUCUGUGGCCACAGGCGGCACAAUGAGGAGGAGGGCUCUGGAGGCCACAGGGCCUGGGGGUUCCCGGGCCAUCAACAACCUUCGAAGAUCUAACAGCACCACACAGGUCAACCAGCCGUGGACCAGCUGCCCCAGGCCUGCGGAGCCCACUGACUUCCUGGCGCUGUUCGAGGGAGAUCCUGGUGGGAAAGGGAGGCUGGCCAGCCUGCCCAAGCCAUGCAGUGGGAAGGGAGCCACCUGGAACGUCCUGGAUGAUCAGCCCAGGGGCUUUGGCUCGCCGGCCAGUGCCCAGAGUCCCAGCACCCUCAACUCCCCAGGGGGCCCACGGAGGAGGGAGUGUGCCCUGGCACCCAGCUUCACAGCCAAUAACAGGAGCAGCAAGGGAGCCGUGGGCAACUGCGUCACCAGCAUGGUGCACAACCACUACGCCCCCAUGGAGAGGGCGCCCCCACUCAAGAGCUCUAACCAGACAGCCCCCGCUCUCAACAACAUCAUCAAGGCAGCCACCAACGAGGGCAGUGAGGGUAGCAGCUUCCGGAAGCCCCACAAGAACUUCAGCACUGACCAUGCGGCCCGGGGCGCCGCUGGGGGGACCACCACCAACCUACUCAGGCGGAAGGAGGUGACGGAGGAGGAGGCCGAGAGGUUUAUCCACCAGGUGAACCAGGCUGCCGUCACCAUCCAGCGCUGGUACCGCCACCAGGUACAGCGCCGCAAAGCAGGAGUUACAGACCUGGAGCACUUGCAGGCGGCCACGCAGGAGGGGCAGCAGCAGCUGGGCAGUGGCAACCUCCUGGACCUGCACCGGCAGAAGGAGGCGGCAAGGAAGAAGGCCCGAGAGGAGAAGGCUCGUCAGGCCAGGCAGGCGGCCAUUCAGGAGCUGCGGCAGAAACGAGCCCAGCAGUCGGCCAAGGCUGAGCAUGGGCUGCCCAAGGGGAGCCCAGAAACCAGAGCAGCGGGGCAGCCUCGGCCCUCCCAGGAGCCGCCCCUGACACCAGGCAGUGACGCCCGCCAGCCCCUCAAGGCCAACAACACUGGCACCACCGUCCACCCCACAGGCCCCAGGAACCCCUGCCUACCUGCCUCUGACUCAUCCUCAGAGCACCAGCUGUCUCCGGAGGACAAGCCACAGGACAUGGCCAGUGAGGACGUGGAGAUGGUGGGCCCCACCAGGAGCAGGGUCAAGUCCAGGGAAACCCUGGACGAGCUGCUGGACACGCUGAGGCUGCUGGAGGAGGAUCCCGAACCACUGUCCCAUCCCAGGGUCUAUCACAAGGACAGACAUGCUUGGAUGGAUGAGGACAGUGCCAGCUCCCUGACGGCUGACAACCUGGAGAGGUGGGGGAAACUCGGUGCACCCUGCAGCACCCCUGAGGAGCGGGCGCUGCUGUCUGAGGCGAAGCUGCGGGGCGUCAGGAGCUUCCUGGACGAGAUGGAGAGGUCGCGCCAGGGCCAGCCCGCCAGGCAGCAGGAGGGGCUGGCACCAGACGUGGGGCGGGGGCACCCAGAGCUGGCAUCCGAGGGGCGCGUGUCUGUGACGCGGCUGGAGCUGGAGGAGCAGAAGCAGGCUGUGGUGCUGCUGCAGAGGGCACUGGCACAGCAACGCGACCUCACGGUCCGGCGGGUCAAAGAGACAGAAAAGGAGCUGAGGCGGCAGCUUCGGCAACAGAAAGAGCACUAUGAGGCCACCAUCCAGCGGCACCUGUCCUUCAUUGACCAGGUCGAGUACCCAGAGGGGCAGCCGCCCCGUGUCCACAUGCAUACACGGUCCUGCAUGGAUAGGGUGGCCCUGGGAGACAGGCCUCCUGCUGGGGUGGGGACCUUAGUGCAGAGCCUUACCCCCGCCUCACAGCUGAUCGAAGACAAGAAGGUCCUGAACGAGAAGUGUGAGGCGGUGGUGGCCGAGCUGAAGCAGGGCGACCAGCGGUGUCGAGAGCGCAUGGCCCAGAUGCAGGAGCAGCACCAGCUGGAGAUCAAGAAACUCAAAGAACUAAUGAGUGCAACAGAGAAAGUCCGCAGGGAGAAGUGGAUCAACGAGAAAACCAAGAAGAUCAAGGAGAUCACCGUCAGAGGCCUGGAGCCCGAGAUCCAGAAGCUCAUCGCCAAGCACAAGCAGGAGCUGAGGCGGCUCCGGGGCCUGCACGAGGCUGAGCUGCUGCAGCGGGACGAGCAGGCCGCCCAGCGCUACCUGCGCCAGGCCGAGGACCUGCGGGAGCACCUGGAGCGGGAGAAGGAGGCACUGGGCCAGCAGGAGCGCGAGCGAGCCCAGCGGCGGUUUGAGCAGCACCUGGAGCAGGAACAGUGGGCCCUGGAGCAGCAGCGGCGGCGGCUGUACGGCGAGGUGGCCGAGGAGAGGGAGCGCCUGAGCCAGCAGGCAGCCAGGCAGCGGGCAGAGCUGGAGGAGCUGAGACAGCAGCUAGAGGACAGCAGCUCAGCGCUGACCCGAGCCCUGAGGACUGAGUUCGAGAAGGGUCAAGAGGAGCAGGAGCGUCGGCACCAGGUGGAGCUGAAGGCUCUGAAGGACCAGCUGGAGGUGGAGAGGCAGGCAUGGACGGCCAGCUGUGCCAAGAAAGAGGAAGCGUGGCAGCUGAACCGGGAACGGGAGCUCAAGGAGGAAAUCCGGAAAGACCGCGACCAGGAGAUCGAGCUGGUUAUCCACCGGCUGGAGGCUGACAUGACCCUGGCCAAGGAGGAGAGUGACAGGGCCAUGGAGAGCCGCAUCAAGCGUGUGCGGGACCAGUAUGAGGCUGAGCUCUCGGAGCUGGAGCAGGCCCAGCGGAAGCUGCAGGAUCGGUGCUCGGAGCUGAGGGGGCGCCUUGGGGAGGCCGAGGGGGCGGAGGAGCGCCUGCAGGCCCUGUUGCGGCAGAGGGAGAAGGAGCUGGAUGACCUGCGGGCAGUCAACUCGGAGCUGUCCAGGGAGCGAGGCAGCCUGGUCGAGGUGGUCCGCCAGGAGUUUGCUGACCGGCUGGCGGCCUCUGAGGAGGAGAACCAGCGGGUCAAGGCCGAGCUGGCUGAGCUGCAGGCCCGCCAACAGCUGGAGCUGGAUGAGGUGCACCAGAGGGUGAAGACAGCCCUCGCCAGGAAGGAGAAGGCCGUGAGCAGCCUCCGGAGACAGCAUGAGGCUGCCAUGAAGCGGGCUGAUCAUCUGGAGGAGCUGCUGGAGCAGCACAGGCGGCCGCCCCUGAGUGCCAAGUGACGCCACCUGCAGGACGGAGGCAGGCCGGAGACGAGGAGGGAUGCGAUACGGAGUCCCGCUGCCGUGCCGGGCCCUGGGGCGCAUGCUGGCCAAGGUGUGGCCUGCUGCCCUGCUCGUGAGCCCUGUGCUCAGGACACCCCGUCUGUGGCUGUAUUUUUUACAGUAAAAGAGGUGGUUUUUUUUUUUU
This is a messenger RNA of Marmota flaviventris (yellow-bellied marmot), 3591 nucleotides long. It is a transcript of the gene Cep131, whose product is annotated as centrosomal protein 131. Gene Ontology annotation, biological process: cilium assembly; regulation of centrosome duplication; intraciliary transport involved in cilium assembly. Gene Ontology annotation, cellular component: centriolar satellite. The record is from RefSeq and is a predicted model, not a curated record. NCBI's taxonomy places the organism in Eukaryota, Metazoa, Chordata, Mammalia, Rodentia, Sciuridae.